Messenger RNA from Malus domestica (apple), 636 nucleotides. RefSeq names its product late embryogenesis abundant protein At1g64065-like. The record is from RefSeq and is a predicted model, not a curated record. Lineage: Eukaryota; Viridiplantae; Streptophyta; Magnoliopsida; Rosales; Rosaceae.
AUGGCUGAGAAGACACAACAGGCUUAUCCUUCAGCCCCAGAAAACCAUGGUUACCAAAGAAGUGAUGCAGAGUCAUUCCUAUCCGCCGAUGAACUGAAACGCAAGAAGAGAAUCAAAUUGGCCAUUUAUGUUGCUAUCUUCGUUGUGUUUCAGAUCAUUGUCAUAACUGUGAUUAGCCUCACAGUCAUGAAAGUUAAGACCCCGAAGGUCAGGCUAGGCAACAUCAACGUCCAAGAACUCAACUCCGUCGUGGCAACACCUUCAUUCGACACAAAAUUCACAACCCAAAUCAAGGUAAAAAACCCAAACUGGGGUCCUUACAAAUUUGAUGCUAGCACUGUCACGUUUAUGUACCAAGGCGCGGCUGUUGGGCAAGUAGUUAUUCCAAAGAGCAAGGCUGGCAUGCUUUCCACCAAAAAAAUGAACGUCGAGGUGAGCUUGAGUUCGAGUGCAUUAAACGGUUCCAAUCUUGGCGGUGAAUUGAGCAGCGGGGUGUUGACUCUCAACAGUGCGGCUAAGGUGACUGGAAAGGUUGAACUGAUGCUGAUAAUGAAGAAGAAGAAGUCUUCCACCAUGAACUGCACCAUUGCAUUUGAUCUGUCAUCCAAGACGCUCAAAACUUUGCAAUGCAAAUGA